UGGAGGGGAAGUUUGGGAAAAUCCCACCACAAAGGAUGGACGAAAAAUUCACAACAUUAGCUCAGUUGAGUUUGUGCAGUUCGAACGGAACGAUCCAUCACGAUGAAGCUCUCUGGUGUGAGUUUGUGGGUUGCUUUGGUGUGCUGCACGGUUGGACUUACUUUAGCGAUCGAUUUACGCGAUCCUUCGACACGCAUUAGCGAUGGACAGGUGGCAGAUCCGACCCAGUUCCCAUUCGUUGCGGGAAUUCUUAUAUCCGGCACCUCGGAACGAUCGUUCUGUGCUGGAGCACUGAUUUCUCGCCGUUUCGUGCUAACGGCAGCUGCCUGUGUUGUUGGUUCCAACACGUUCACAGUACUGCUAGGAGCAACCGAUAUGACGCGCAUUGAACAGAUCAUCCCAGUGCUCAACAUUCCUUCGCACAUAAUCGUCCAUCCGGGGUAUAGUUCGCUGCUAAACAGGGACGACAUUGCCCUGCUGCAGUUGUCCCAUGAAGCUAAUCUUACACCGAAUGUUCAGGUGGCUAAUUUACCGCGCCGCUACCAUACCGCUUUCACGUUUAACGAUUGGGCAGCAACGGUAGCCGGCUGGGGUAAUACCGGUAACCGGGAUAAUGAACCUAUUCCGCUGCAGCAGCUGCUAUUCGCUGCCGGAUCGGUAGUGUCCAACUUUGUUUGUGGAAUUUCACACAGCUUCAUCCGUGACGGAAAUAUCUGCAGCUCCACCGACAAUGGAGGGCCGUGCAAUGGAGACGAAGGUGGACCGGUUUGGGUGACAGAGGGUGGUGAAACGUUCAUCAUCGGUAUCCAUUCGUUCCACUACGAUGGACUGUUCGGAUGCGAUCGGGGCCGAUCUUCGGUACAUACGCGCAUUACAGAAUAUCUUGAUUGGAUCGAGACCAACAGUGAUGCAGUGAUUAGACCAUAAAUAGUUCAGAAAUAAACCCAAACGAAAGGAAAGCUACUACAAGUAAAAAUUUUUUUGAUGAAAGUGACUUCGCUUCCAUUCAGGGAUGUUUUCUUUGAAAGAAAAUAUUUUUGGACAAUUAUCACCCUAAAUGAGAGGAUGUUAGCAAAUCUAUAAAACUCCUUGGAUAUAAUUCUUCUCCAAAGUUUGUCAUCUCGCACGAAAUGCACCUGCAUGUACAACGGUUAACACUCGUAUAAUCUUCAGUUGUAGAAUGCAGAACAACCCCAACAUCAUAAAACAGGUAGCCUAGCUGAUUCGUAAAAUUUACCUUAUCAACAGCGUGAUAUACAGAU
Anopheles funestus (African malaria mosquito) is the source of this 1262-nucleotide messenger RNA. Its product is annotated as brachyurin-like. The transcript is spliced from 3 exons. The coding region runs from base 103 to 927 and encodes 274 amino acids. Gene Ontology annotation, biological process: proteolysis. The record is from RefSeq and is a predicted model, not a curated record. Gene Ontology annotation, molecular function: serine-type endopeptidase activity. NCBI's taxonomy places the organism in Eukaryota, Metazoa, Arthropoda, Insecta, Diptera, Culicidae.